Molecule: messenger RNA, 1262 nt
Organism: Aspergillus novofumigatus IBT 16806
Lineage: Eukaryota; Fungi; Ascomycota; Eurotiomycetes; Eurotiales; Aspergillaceae
Exons: 4
Coding region: 247-1041 (264 amino acids)
Biological process (GO): retrograde vesicle-mediated transport, Golgi to endoplasmic reticulum
Source: RefSeq, a predicted model, not a curated record
AAUUGACGACCUUGUUGUGUCAAGUGUUGAAUGCCAAUCCACACUGGCACUGUGGCACAUAAUAGUCGCCAGCUUCUCCAGACCUAACCACCCUUCAAGCUCUCAAUUUUUUGAAGUUGCACUGGGAACCGAGAGCUCCUUAUUGGCAAAUUUAAAAAUACCUCCCUUGUCGCGGAAGAUCGCUCGAAAAACAUCCGCCAGCAUCGGACAUCAUCAUCAGCCAUCGCCGAGUUUCACAGCCUGAAUAUGUCCUCUACAGAAGAGUCGCCGGCUCAACGGGCAGCCAGGCUGCGCCGUGAGCGCCGCGAGGCCAAAAUUCGCGAAGGUGGUGCAGCACGCUUGGACAAGAUUACAAGCUUGAGCGGACGGGCACCGCAAAGUGCUCGCGAAGAAUCGUUCUCCGCCCCAUCACUCUCGCCCUCACCCUCACCCCAGCCUCCUGCACCUGUCUCCGUUCCCGAAACAGGGGCACCCCGUCAAACACAACCAGCACCCGAGUAUAUCAGGGCCCUCCUGCGCCAAAAUGCACCGCCUGCAGCCCAGGAAGGCCCUGAUGAAGACCCCACGAUGAAACUGCUCAACUCCCUAAUGGCGGGUGGGAUGCCAGGGCUGGACCAAGGCGCAGGCGGCGGCGGCGGCGACGGCGCCGGACCCGGAGUCUCGCAAGCAGAACUGGCAUCGGCGCUCGGCCUCCCGCCAUUUGUCUCGAGCAUGCUCGGCGCAGCGACACGACCCAAGACGGACGAGGAGAAGCGGGAGAUCUGGACGUGGAAAGUGCUUCACGUACUCUUCUCCGUUGUCAUGGGGGCUUAUUUCCUCGUGGUUAUUAGCGCGUCUGUCGCGACCUACGGAAGCCAGCCGCCGCCUCCUGCGAGGGCACGGAACCCAUUCGUUCUCUUCACGACGGGGGAGAUGGGGCGGGGGCUGGCUGGGCCUGGGAUGUGGAUUCAAUUGUUCAGGGAUGUUAUCCAGGACGGCAGUAUAGUGCUAUUCUUGCUUGGAAUGAGCGCUUGGUGGCAUCGAGAUUGGCUGGCUUCUUAGGUAGCCAUGGCGUAGUUGACUCGAGGGGUUCGGUCCUCAUUGACUAGUGGGUUUGAAUUAUUCCGCAGCUUACGAAUGCAUCGAAACAGGCUCAAACGUUUCUCUUGUGCAUGAUGAUUUAAUUACGAAUUUUAUUGGGAUUGGGGCAGUCUGUAAGCAUAAACACUUCCCCAUCUAGUCGAUUGACUUACUGCAUAAGAGUGCUUCACAUUCAAUUGCCU